AUGCCUGAAGAUUUUGGCACACCACUGUAUGCUACGAGAUUCAACAACAAGAAGAGGAAACAAAAAGCAAUGGACGCACACGAGAUCCUCGGUGAGAAGAGGAACAUGGAGAAGACGAAAGAGACCAAGGAACACAACAAGAAGAGGAGGUUGGAGAGCCUCGGAGACUGCACCAGCCACAAGAAGACGCACACUGAAAGCUGUGAAGAGGUAAAGCAUCGCACCAAAACAAGGAAGGGGGGAGAUGAGAGCCACGAGAGUAAGAUGGAUUGUGAGCAAGAGGUUGAGAAACACAGUAAGAAGAGGAAGAGUCAGGACACAGAGGAGCAUGACAGCCAGGCCAAGAGGAGGAAGUGGCAGGACACAGAGGAGCAUGACAACCAGGCCAAGAAGAGGAAGUGGCAGGGCACAGAGGAGCAUGACAACCAGGCCAAGAGAAGGAAGAGGCAGGAAACAGAAGAGCAUGACAACCAGACUAAGAAGAAGAAGAGGCAGGACACAGAAGAACAUGAGAACCAGGCCAAGAAGAAGAAGAAGAGUCAGGACACAGAAGAGCAUGAUAACCAGGCCAAGAGGAGGAAGAGGCAGGACACGGGUGACCACAAGAAGCAGGUAAAGAAGAGCAAGGGGAAGGGAAGGAAAGAACGAAAGAAGUCAGGGAAGAUGGACAGCGAUGACGUGCUGAGGCUGAAAGUGGACGCCGAGAGAGUCAACAAGGAGGAGAGGGAUAUGAGAAAGUACUGCCAUAUUCAUAUUGAGAAAGGAAGCAAGGUGGAUGCGACCGUGCGCGGCACACCGUGUGUUGUCGUGCUUGACACCGGCGCCUCGAUCAGUGCCAUGAACCUGUCACUGGCCCAGAGUUUGGGCCUCGUCACAGGGCGCGAGGAAACUGUGAAGAAACGCCUGGAGACCUGGAAUGGCAAGCUGGACGUGGACGUGAUCAAACUGGGCGUGGUGGUGGUGGAGCUGAAGGGCGGCGUGUCGGUCAACGCGCCCAUAUUGGUGCUUGUACGGGGGAUGAAAUUCAAGGGGUCUGCCAGACACGCAAUAGUUCUCUCCAUGAGCCUCCUGCAGGAGGCCAAGAUGCGGCAGCAGUUCCAUCUGGACGACAGCAGCAGCCUGUUCCUGCGUCACCCUGAACGUCUGCGGCGGAGAUAA
Messenger RNA from Scylla paramamosain (green mud crab), 1158 nucleotides. Its product is annotated as protein FAM133A-like. Gene Ontology annotation, molecular function: aspartic-type endopeptidase activity. The record is from RefSeq and is a predicted model, not a curated record. The transcript has a single exon. The coding region runs from base 1 to 1158 and encodes 385 amino acids. Gene Ontology annotation, biological process: proteolysis. Lineage: Eukaryota; Metazoa; Arthropoda; Malacostraca; Decapoda; Portunidae.